ACCGCGCGGCUCAAAUCAGACCGCUUUUCAAAUGCACAAGCUUCUCAAAACCAGCCAUGCAAUUCUCUACCCUAUCCUCCUCAAAAGCCCCAAAUCUCUGAUACCCAUUUCUCAAUUCCACACCUCCAGUAAAACCCUAGCUCCUAAUCCCAAGCUCCAAUUCGUAGUCAAUCAACUUCAAGAGCUCCGGUCAUCAAAUGAGUUGCUCUCGGCCUCGGACUCCGACGAGCCGUCUGGGUCGGCCAACGUGGAGGAUUGUGCGGUCCAGAUUUCGCAUCCGUGGCGGGAAUGGGUGGACCUGAUGGAGCUUUUGCUGAGGAGAGGCUAUUUUCAAGGAGAGGAAAACCCGUUUCGAAAUGGCCAAGUUGGCCCGAAGGAGUCCAACCGUAUUCGGACCGCUUGCCUUAACUUUGCUAGGGACCGGUCCGGUUUGCUGAGGUUGUUGUCGAGAAAAGAUGUCCAGAUUAUUGCAGGGUAUGGAUGCCUAAGCAUAGAUAGGAAGGUUGUCAACUCAGGAAAGCGGCUAAGGGCGCAUGUCGGCAUUGAUGAAGGAGAUGUGUGCAGCUCCUGCAGUUUGAGAGGCGAUUGUGAGAGAGCAUAUGUGAAGGCCCGUGAAGAUGAGGGUGGGCGUACUGUGGAUGUCAUGCGAUUCUUGUUGACGCAUGGGCUUGAUCCCCGUACUGAGACAGUUGGGAACAAGGCAUCUCUAAAUAGAAAGGUCAAAGAGUCAGUGAGAAGAUUAUUGAAAGAGAUGGUGGAGUAUAGCACUGAGAAGCUUGAUGCCAAUCUCCCAGAGAGCACGACUUUAAAAAGGGUUGAAACCUCACAAAAUAAUGCAGUGCCACAAGAAAAAUGCAACUUAAACGUUCCAAUGAAGCAAGGCGACUGGAUAUGUCCCAAAUGCAACUUUCUAAACUUUGCCAGAAACGUUAAGUGCUUACGUUGUGAUGGUCUGUUCCAAGAGAGACUGGCAAAACUAAGGGAGGAUCAGGAUCAUCUUCCAUUGAAGAAGGGGGACUGGAUAUGUGAGAAAUGCAACUUCCUAAAUUUCGCCAAGAAUGGUAGAUGCUUGCAGUGCAAAGAGAAGCCACCCAAGCGAGAGCUAAAUCCUGGAGAGUGGGAGUGCGACUCCUGCAAUUACGUCAAUUUUAGGAAAAACAUGCUAUGCUUAAAAUGUGAUCACAAAAGGCCCAACACUUGUGCUGAACCUGUACGUGAAGAUGGAGGCUACCAUAGGAGUAAUAGAGUGAGUUUUGGUGACAUUGAUGUCAAUGAUCGAUCCAACUCCGGACAAGGUAGACAUGGUCAAAUCAGAGGUGCAGGCAGGUGGAGAUUUGUGGUUGCAGAGAAUGAUGAUUGUAGUCACCAAAACUCAUCAGAUAAGAAAUCUAGAUUUGUAGACUUUCCGAUUGUAGGAGGUAAGACUGAACUGUCUCAGAAUCCACAAAAGAGGGACAAAUGGAAGUUGAAGAUGUUAGAGAAGAACAAAGGAGGCGCAGUAGAUAUAGCUAGUGAUGAUGAACUCAGGUCUACCAGUACCGUGAGAAGAGUAUUGCUUUCUGAUUCUACAGAUGAUGAAGAAAUGGCCGACUGGUUUGGGGUUAGAAAGAUGGAAACAGAGGCUUCCAUCUAAUUCUAACUGAUUCCAUCAAAGCUGUUUUACUUCCUCACUGCAACUUAAAGUAAUUUACCAAAGAUCUGCCAUUCAACUCUUUGUUGAAGAACCUCAUUAUGAAUUCGGAAGCUUAAA
Molecule: messenger RNA, 1750 nt
Organism: Argentina anserina (silverweed cinquefoil)
Lineage: Eukaryota; Viridiplantae; Streptophyta; Magnoliopsida; Rosales; Rosaceae
Product: zinc finger protein VAR3, chloroplastic-like
Exons: 6
Coding region: 32-1633 (533 amino acids)
Cellular component (GO): cytoplasm
Molecular function (GO): mRNA binding
Source: RefSeq, a predicted model, not a curated record